Molecule: messenger RNA, 3714 nt
Organism: Calliphora vicina (urban bluebottle blowfly)
Lineage: Eukaryota; Metazoa; Arthropoda; Insecta; Diptera; Calliphoridae
Product: zinc finger protein 354A
Exons: 4
Coding region: 421-2169 (582 amino acids)
Source: RefSeq, a predicted model, not a curated record
CCCAGCUGUUUGUUUUCUUUUCCUGAAAAUUUUUUUUAACCAACUAAAAUCCUUGAGAAAAGAAAAUUAUUUAAUGAAAAAUAACAAAUAAAUGCAUAAAAACUUGGGAAAUUUAUUGAUUUUCGAUAAUAAAUAAAGUUAAAGUUGCAAAUAAAGUGAAAACAUGAUGAAAAUAAAGUGAAAUGUGAGCAAAAGAAAAAAACGUGAAAUCACAGACAAAACUAUCUCUAUUGGAAGAAGAAAAGCAAACACACACGUUGCCACAGUGGCAAUAAUAACGAAAACAAGACACAUUCACUCGUUACAGCCAGCAAAGUGAAAAGGGUUUUUCUUAAUUAGUACAGUCCAAUUGGGACAGAUUUGCGUUAAUUUGUACUAGACUCGAAUAGUAGGGGCGAAUCGCAUAAUACCUCAUGCAAGAUGCAUCUCAAUCAUGCUACAGCCGUAAGUGCGGCCGCCAUGGUCAACUAUCAACAUUAUGCACCGGCACAAAUUUCCACUUCCCACGGGGUGACGUCUUCGGGUCAACAACAGACAACAAUAUCUGCAGCUGGACUGCAGCAAACACCCUUUACGCUGCAUCAAUUAACAGCGGUACAAGCCAUACAACAUCCCACACAUCAAGCCAUGCUACAUCCACAACAUCCAUUGGUUCAUUUACUGGACAUUUCAACAACGGCGGCAGCUUCCUCAUCGCUAAAUAAUAAUCCUGCACCUAUCACGCCGAUGCCAGUGACUAAAAUCGAAAUGCCCGAAGAGAUGCCCGAUCCAAUAAUUGAUGAUCCACGCAAAAAGAAACAGUGCCACAUUUGUAAAAACAAAUUUCGCCAAUUAACCACACUGCGAAACCACAUGAAGAUACACACCGACGAAAGACCCUACAAGUGUAAACACUGCGACAAGGCCUUUCGCCAAAUAUCGACACUCACGAAUCAUGUCAAGAUUCACACUGGCGAGAAACCAUUCAAAUGCAAUAUAUGUUCUAAGGACUUUCGACAACAAUCGACAUUGAUAAAUCAUAUUAAAACGCAUAAGGUUUUUGCUUCACUUGCAGAAUCAAAUCAAACACCAGCUUCAAUACUAAACUAUCAGACGCAACAGACGCAGGGUACUUCACGAAAGGGACACACAAAGUCGAUUGUACAUUCUGCAGCAGCAGCUGCUGCUCAGGCUCAAUUAAUACAUCAGCAGCAGAUGCAACAACAACAGCAGCAACAAGGACAAAGUACAAUUGUAACGUAUACGCCACAGCAAAGACAAAACAUUACGAAGAGCCUGUACACAGGCAGUUACAAUUCGCCGCAGGCCGAUGAGCUGGUCAAGCCGUACCAGUGUAAGAUCUGUCAAAAGCGUUUCCCACAACUAAGUACCCUGCAUAAUCAUGAACGUACGCAUAUUGAUCCAAAACCUUAUAAAUGCGAUACAUGCGAAAAGUCAUUUAGUCAACUGGCAACAUUGGCAAAUCAUAAGAAGAUACAUUCGGGUGAUAAGCCCUAUGCUUGUGCUUAUUGUUGCAUGACGUUCCGUCAACAAAGCACCCUUAACAAUCACAUGAAGACACAUGCCAAUCAAGUGGCCACCAUAACAACCAACUCUACAACAGCAGGCACAGUAAUAGGAGGAGGAGGAUCAGUGGUGCAAGUAGGGAAUCAUCAUCAUCCUCACCAUCAUCAGGCUGGUGGUAAUAACAUCCCUUUAGCAGCAGCUACCAUAAUGGUGACACCAACCGCUUCAGGACACCUUCAAAUUCAGCCACAAGUAGAACACCAUCCCUUGUUACACUUUCUAGACAGCAAUACAACCGUUAGCACUCUGAGCACGAAGGAACAGUUUGCAUCAGCGAACAACAACAACAACCACAACAUCACCACCAGUACAGGCAUUGUACCCCACUGUUUACGCAACAGUUGUCCUGAUCGUCCAUUUAUGUGCAGUGUCUGCCGCCGGACUUUCUCCCAGCAGAGUACACUAACAAAUCACUUGAAGACCCAUACCGGUGAAAAGCCCUAUAAAUGUAAAAUAUGCGAAAGUCAUUUCAGACAAUUGUCCACACUAAAUAAUCAUAUGAAAAUACAUACGGGCGAGAAGCCCUAUGCUUGUUCCUAUUGUCCUAAGCAAUUUAGACAAAAAAGUACACUAACAAAUCAUGUACGUAUUCAUACUGGCUGAGGCAGAGUCGAAGGAGAAGAAUCAUACUAAAAACUUCUUUCAAUUUCACAGAAACACAAUAACAUCUCAUUCAAUCACACACUCAUCUAACUUCACGCAUAAAUACUAUACGUACGAUUUGCGCUAAGGAGGAGGGAGGCGCGGGGGGUUCGUAUUAAACAAAAGUUAUUGAUUCUAUGAAUUUGUUUGUUGACAUUUUUCAUUUACUUUUUUUGUUUAGAUGGUUAUUAUAUCCUUGUUGCUGCAGUUGGAAAUCGUUUAAUUUUGUAAAUAUAACAAUGAAAUUAUAUGUAAAUUGCAUAUUUAUUCUAACGACAUACAUACACAAACAAACAUACAUACGUGCAUACAGGAUUUAAAACAUAAACAAAUUUAAAAUUUAAUUUUAAAAUUAUUUUCCAAUUGCAAUUAAUUCUAUAAGAAUUAAUUUUAAACAAAAUUAAACCGUUUUAUGUUUACUUUGGAUAAAUCAAAAAUAUUUCUUGUCACAAAUCCUCUCGCCACCUUCCUAGAAAACAGAAAUUCAUACAAACAAACAAACAUACUAUACAUGCUAUCUUUAGAACAAAAACGAAAAACAACAAAAGUUAAGAAGCAAAAUAUCUUCUUAAUAAAAUAGAAGUUACUGUUUUUUCUUUAGAAGAAUUUCUUAGAAAUUCGUUAAAACUAAAAACUAAAUUUUAGGCUUAGAGUUUUGAUGUUCGUUAAACUAAAUCUCUUUCCUCUCCCCGCAGAGACAAAACAAAAACAAUUAAACACACAAAAAAAACUAUCUAGGGUAUACAAAAGAAGCUCCUUCUUCUCUUUCUAAGACACAAACUGCUGUGCAGCCAUACUCUACAAAACUCUACAUACAUACAUAAAAAAAACUCUUAGAGUUAAUUGAAAGAUUGCUCUCUUCUUGUGUAAUAAUAAAUUAAAAAUUAAAUACUAUUAUAAAAAAUAAAUAAAUACAGGGUGUUAAACAUUACUUUCCUUCUCCUAUUCUGUUGCUGUCUUAAUAAUAUUAUUAUAAUUCCUUUAAAUGAACUUAUUGUUUAAGUUUAUUCAUAUUUUGCUUUAAUUUAAUAAAGUUUUCUCUUUAAAUUACUUUUUUUAUACAAUAUUUUAGUUAUUUCCCUACUUUAUUUAAAUUAAAUAAGCUUUGCUUUUUAUCAACCUUCUUUUUAAACAAAACUAUUUAAUUUUAAACUUAUUUUUAACGUACACGUGUUAGUAACUACUACUACAUACUACUAUAGCAUAGAUUUAUGCGGAAAAAUCAUACCAUAAAACAUCAGAGUAAAUUGAACGAAAAUAUGAAAAUAUAAACAAAAUAAUUGCAAAAUUAAUAAAACAAAACUAUGGAAAAAUAAAAAUUUAAAAGAAAAAAAUAUAUAUAGAAAGUAUUUUAUCAUGUAUAAUUUUUUUUGUAAUGAUUUUUUUAUACGUUGAAUUUUUUGAAAAACAACAACAACAACAAUAAUUGAUAAUGUACUUAAAAAUAAAAAAAAGUAUAUAAAAAUUAUAAUAAACGUUUAAAAAUAAAGUAUGUUUACAACAUAA